Danio aesculapii is the source of this 944-nucleotide messenger RNA. RefSeq names its product chromosome 18 C11orf58 homolog (gene c18h11orf58). NCBI's taxonomy places the organism in Eukaryota, Metazoa, Chordata, Actinopteri, Cypriniformes, Danionidae. The transcript has 5 exons. The record is from RefSeq and is a predicted model, not a curated record. Bases 97 to 612 code for a protein of 171 amino acids.
GGUUAGCCACCCGCUAGCAGCUAAGCAAACGCAGAGGCAGGCAGGCGCGAGAAAUGUGUAUUUGACCACUGUAAGUUAAAAAAAAAACCUUUGGAAAUGAGUUCUUCAGACGAACCGUGUAAAGGGACAAAACGACCCGCAUCCCCUGAUGAAACGGGAUCCACACAAUGGCAGUCGGCAGAUUUAGGUACAGACGAACGGAAGCAGAAGUUUUUGAGGCUGAUGGGAGCUGGAAAGAAAGAGCACACGGGACGCCUUGUUAUUGGGGAUCACAAGUCAACGUCCCAUUUUCGCAGUGGGGCAGAGGAUCGGAGGAUGAAUGCAGAUCUGGAGCAUCAGUAUCAGCAGAGUCUGGAUGGAAAGUUAUCAGGGAGGAACAGGAGACACUGCGGUCUGGGCUUCAGUGAGCCUGAUGAAGUGUCUGAGAGUCCGAACGCCGCUGUGUCUGAGACGUCCAACAGUUCAGAAACUCCCCCUGAACAAGCAUCAGAAGCACAGAAAGAAGAGAAACCCCCAGCAUCAGAUACAGAGCUGGAGAAGCAGGAGCCGCACACACACUCAAAGGAGGACAAGAAAAAGACUCUAAAAAUGGCAUUCGUCAAAUCCACAUAGAUGGCCAAGUCAUUUUUAUCUGUUGUUGCUACAAUUUCUUGAAUUUUUUUUGUGUGAGUGACAGCACGUUUUUAUUUCCUUUAAAACUGAACAAACUGUGCUUUCAUUUUUAAUGUAGUUCUAUCUUUGCCAUAUUUUUCAGUCUUGUUGAGGACUGUGUGCUCUCUGCAAAUGAAAGGCAUAGUUUAUACAAGAAAUGAAAAUCCUGUCACAGUCAGCUCAGCCCGUUGGAGGUUUUCAAGAAAUUAAGGUACAUUAAUUUGAAUAAAUUUGUCAUUUUUUGUGUAUUGAAAGGUGUGAGAAUAUCAAUAAAAAUUACUUUUGUUUUGUGA